GGCCGUUUGCCCGUCCCAGGUGGGAGGGCGGGGCCUCGGCUGGGCCGGGCCUGGGGCCUGUGUGAACUGACUGCUGGCCUGGAGGCUCAGAGGCAGGAUCCCCUGUCUUAGCUUCUCCUGCCGAGCGAAUGGGCCAGGAGCUGCCAAUCUCAGGGACCAUGGGCUGUAGCUGCAGCUCAAACCCUGAAGAUGACUGGAUGGAGAACAUCGACGUGUGUGGGAACUGCCAUUACCCCAUAGUCCCACUGGACGGCAAGGCCACGCUUCCCAUGCGCAAUGGCUCUGAGGUGCGGGACCCGCUGGUCACAUACGAGGGCUCCAACCCGCCGGCCUCCCCGCUGCAAGACAACCUGGUUAUUGCCCUGCACAGCUACGAGCCCUCUCACGACGGGGACCUGGGCUUCGUAAAGGGCGAACAGCUCCGCGUCCUGGAGCAGAGCGGCGAGUGGUGGAAGGCGCAGUCCCUGACCACCGGCCAGGAAGGCUUCAUCCCUUUCAACUUCGUGGCCAAAGCGAACAGCCUAGAGCCCGAACCCUGGUUCUUCAAGAACCUGAGCCGCAAGGACGCGGAGCGGCAGCUCCUGGCGCCCGGGAACACGCACGGCUCCUUCCUGAUCCGGGAGAGUGAGAGCACAGCCGGAUCAUUUUCACUGUCCGUCCGGGACUUCGACCAGAACCAGGGGGAGGUGGUGAAGCAUUACAAGAUCCGUAAUCUGGACGACGGAGGCUUCUACAUCUCCCCCCGCAUCACUUUUCCCGGCCUACAUGAACUGGUCCGCCAUUAUACCAACGCUUCGGACGGGCUGUGCACGCGCCUGAGCCGCCCCUGCCAGACCCAGAAGCCCCAGAAGCCGUGGUGGGAGGAUGAGUGGGAGGUUCCCAGGGAGACACUGAAGCUGGUGGAGCGGCUGGGGAGCGGCCAGUUCGGGGAGGUGUGGAUGGGGUACUACAACGGGCACACGAAGGUGGCAGUGAAGAGCCUGAAGCAGGGCAGCAUGUCCCCCGACGCCUUCCUAGCCGAGGCCAACCUCAUGAAGCAGCUGCAGCACCAGCGGCUGGUCCGGCUGUACGCCGUGGUCACCCAGGAGCCGAUCUACAUUAUCACUGAGUACAUGGAGAACGGGAGCCUGGUGGAUUUUCUCAAGACCCCCCCAGGCAUCAAGCUGACCAUCAACAAGCUCUUGGACAUGGCGGCCCAGAUCGCAGAGGGCAUGGCAUUCAUUGAAGAGCGGAAUUACAUCCACCGGGACCUGCGGGCUGCCAACAUCCUGGUGUCGGACACCCUGAGCUGCAAGAUUGCAGACUUCGGCCUGGCUCGUCUCAUCGAGGACAACGAGUACACAGCCAGGGAGGGGGCCAAGUUCCCCAUUAAGUGGACAGCACCAGAAGCCAUCAACUAUGGGACGUUCACCAUCAAGUCAGACGUGUGGUCUUUUGGGAUCCUGCUGACAGAGAUCGUCACCCACGGCCGCAUCCCUUACCCAGGGAUGACCAACCCCGAGGUGAUCCAGAACCUGGAACGAGGCUACCGCAUGGUGCGCCCCGACAACUGUCCCGAGGAGCUGUACCAUCUCAUGAUGCUGUGCUGGAAGGAGCGCCCCGAGGACCGGCCCACCUUUGACUACCUGCGCAGCGUGCUGGAGGACUUCUUCACAGCCACGGAGGGCCAGUACCAGCCCCAGCCGUGAGGCCAGCUCCGCGGCCUUCCCGUCGCACCAUGCUGGCUUGAGGAGACGACGUCUCCUGCCAUACCCACGCGGCCUGUGCACGUGCUGACUGCGCACAUCCCACCCGUGUAACACGAAGCAUCUGCGUGUGGUGCACGUCCCAUAGCCGUGCGGGCUCUGCACCGUCAUCUUGGUCCCAUGCGGUCUGCGCAUGUGCAUCGCGCACAUUGCCCAAGGCUCCUUUCUGGGCCCUCCCAUUUCCUGAGCCCGGGAGAGAGCAGAGAGGUUUGAGUCCCCAGCUCUGCCGCCUGCCGCCGGGUUCCUGAGGCUGGGACUACCUGACACCUCUGCGUGCGCCUCUGCUGCGCCUGACACUGGGCGCUCAAUAAAUGCUGUGGGCGGACUUAAUGCACCCGUGCUCUGCACUUCGUCUCUCCUGUGGGGGACAGUGGGUCCAGGAGACAUACACGGGGCCACCCCGAGUUGGGGUGAAAGAGGAGAGGAGCGGAUGUGGAACUUUUUCCUGCCCGUGAGGCUGGGUCCACGAGGAGGCCCUGAGGCUGCUGGCCGGACCCUGCACACCCCUCAGAUGAGCGGAGCUCGCUCCCUCCCCAAAGGGCUCAGGAUAACCCCGGGACUCCCUAGAAGUAGGCGUGUCACAGGACUUUCCUCCCCCUCCUAUAAAGCAACGGCAUUUCUUUUCCUCUUU
Molecule: messenger RNA, 2376 nt
Organism: Tupaia belangeri chinensis (Chinese tree shrew)
Lineage: Eukaryota; Metazoa; Chordata; Mammalia; Scandentia; Tupaiidae
Gene: LCK
Product: LCK proto-oncogene, Src family tyrosine kinase
Exons: 13
Coding region: 129-1688 (519 amino acids)
Biological process (GO): protein phosphorylation
Molecular function (GO): protein tyrosine kinase activity; ATP binding; protein binding
Source: RefSeq, a predicted model, not a curated record